Molecule: messenger RNA, 639 nt
Organism: Colletotrichum truncatum
Lineage: Eukaryota; Fungi; Ascomycota; Sordariomycetes; Glomerellales; Glomerellaceae
Product: Snf7 family protein
Biological process (GO): late endosome to vacuole transport via multivesicular body sorting pathway; vesicle budding from membrane
Cellular component (GO): multivesicular body; membrane
Source: RefSeq, a predicted model, not a curated record
AUGAACCGCAUCUUCGGCUCAGCCCCGAAAGGGCCAAAACCGACGCUGAACAGCGCAAUAACAAACGUCGACGACCGCAUCUCCUCAAUCGACGUCAAGCUCUCGUCGCUCACGGCCGAGCUGCAGACCUACCAGUCCAAGCUGUCCAAGAUGCGCGACGGGCCCGGCAAGAACGCCAUCAAGCAAAAGGCGCUCAAGAUCCUGCAGCGGCGCAAGAUGUACGAGGCGCAGCGGGACCAGCUGCAGUCGCAGGUGUGGAACAUGGAGCAGGCGCAGACGAUGCAGGACAACCUCAAGAACACCAUGGCGACGGUCGACGCGCUCAAGACGACCAACAAGGAGCUCAAGAAGCAGUACGGCAAGGUCGACAUUGACAAGAUCGAGCGCCUGCAGGACGAGAUGGCCGACCUCAUGGACAUUGGCAACGACAUCCAGGAGAGCCUCGCCCGGUCCUACGAUAUCCCCGAGGACGUCGACGAGGCCGAGCUCGACGCCGAGCUCGAGGCUCUGGGGAUGGAGGCCGAGCUCGAGCCCGAGAUGGGUGCGGGAUUGCCGAGUUUCAUGCAGGAGGAGCUUCCCGAGUUUGUCGACGACGAGCCUCUGAAGGAGGGCGCCAAGGUCAAGGAGGCUGCUGGUUAG